Molecule: messenger RNA, 4736 nt
Organism: Habropoda laboriosa
Lineage: Eukaryota; Metazoa; Arthropoda; Insecta; Hymenoptera; Apidae
Product: rho guanine nucleotide exchange factor 10
Exons: 13
Coding region: 481-4233 (1250 amino acids)
Biological process (GO): positive regulation of stress fiber assembly; actin cytoskeleton organization
Molecular function (GO): protein binding; guanyl-nucleotide exchange factor activity
Source: RefSeq, a predicted model, not a curated record
UGACGGUUACGUUUCUCUUGUCGUUCGUUUUCGCCGUGUUUACAUCUAACGACGACUCAAGUGUUGUUCAUGAAAAUUAGCCCAAAGCUUAAUCGAUACAUAUCAACGAUCGAAGUGCUCUCGAGAUUCGAGUCUCUCUCUCACCGGUUGUGACAUUGUGCAAUGAGAAUUCGUGACGAUUGAUCAUUAUUGUGGAUUCACUUGGUUUCUUGAGAAGGGAGGUUAUGUAUGCUAGGUGGAACAACAAAGAGAGGAUAGAUAUUCUGGAAGUUGGACAAUUUUCCUGAGUUGAAUCGCUUCUGAGAUAAUUCAGAGAAGCACUUUGCUCCGUUGUGGUCUACCAGUGAACGUAGAAGGGAAAUUUGUUCUUGUCGAGGAGUGAAGUAGCCCGUUGGACCGUCUUGUCUCAUAUUUGCCUGUCACAGAAAGGAUGAACCACGUUCAAGGUGCAGAUCAUGGGAUGACGUAGGACCGACUAAAAUGGAAACUGUCGGCCAAACACAUAGACAGCACCACCCCUCCUUGGAGGCAACUAGAUCCAACACCUCUACACAGUCGGCUAGAAGCGAAGACUCCUGGUGCUCGGCGUCGGAUCAUGAUCUCUCCUCAGAUGACGAGAGUGAGAAGAGUAAUAUCAGUAUUAAAAGUAAUUGCCAAUUGAGGAAUACGUUGCACAAGGCAAGGACGCUGUGCGACAAGUGGAGGUCGCAAAAUAUGCGAGUGAACAAUGCUGACCCAUUGGAUUCGCCCGGAAACCAUGGAAGACUGUCGAGAUGGUUCAGCAUGCGUAGAGGAUCAACGCAACAAUACGACGUUGACUCCUCUGACACGGUGUCCCUUACCAGUCCUAUUAAAACACCCCAAAUGCCGCAACUUUGUGAGGUUGAAGAGGAGAACAGCGCAAUGGUGCAAUUUCAGUGCAUGCAGCAACGCAGGCAAACUCCACCCACUCUUCCACCGACACCUCCGAAUUUAACUCCACAACAGCUGAAACGUCGACACAUAGUAGCCGCUAUAGUACACUCCGAGAACAGUUACGUGUCCACGUUGCAGAGGCUAGUGAACGAUUACAAGAAACCAUUAGAAGAAUCUUCACCGCCUAUAUUAAGUCAGGCAAAAAUAGCGACAUUGUUUCAUAGAUUGCCUGAGAUUCUGCAAUGCCAUACGUUAUUCAGAAUUGCAUUAGCGGAAUGCGUGCGUUCGUGGGACAAGGAUGAAAAGUUAGGAGACGUAUUUGUAGCAAGUUUCAGCAAAGCUAUCGUUCUUGACAUUUAUAGUGGGUUUAUAAAUAAUUUUUCAGUAGCUAUGGAUUUGGCUAAACAGGAAUCAAAAAGAAAGACUGCACUUGCUGACUUUUUUAAGGUGAAACAAAUAAGUGCACAUGACAGGUUGUCCUUUUUUGGGUUAAUGGUUAAACCCGUACAAAGGUUUCCACAAUUUAUACUAUUCUUACAAGACUUACUAAAACACACACCGCAAGGACAUCACGAUAGGAUGUCGUUACAGUUAGCGUUGACUCAGUUAGAGAGUUUAGCGGAAAUGUUGAACGAGAGAAAACGCGAGGCGGAACAAUUCCAAGCGUUCAAAGAAAUGCUACGGCAUGUGUCUGGAAAAUUGUCUCAUCGCCCUCUUUCGUCUUCGUCUAGAUAUCUCAUAAGAGAAGAUAAUGUCACGCAAUUAGAAUUUAAUCAAAAUGGCAUGAUAACAAAAUCCAAGAGAAGAAGGUUAUUGUUAUUAAAUGAUCUCGUAGUAUGUGUUUCUGUAACCCCAAGAUCCGCAGAAGAUUUUAGCGGAAGUGAAAGGCUGACUUUGAAGUGGACGUAUCCUGUAUCGGAUAUCGAGAUUCAGGAUACAAGUACUUCGCCGACGUUAAGCCGCUUACUAACUGCUGGCCUGAAUAAAGGUGGUAGCCUAAAAUCUGAUAAGAGUGGAGAAUGUGGACAAGCGGGUGCGGAUAAUCUGUGCGUAGAAAUGAAUGAUCUGAUGCACGAUUAUGAGGUCAUGUCUAGGAUAAGUGAUUUAGUUGCACAACUAAAGGGUAAAUACGAGGGAAUGACACUCGAGAAAACUAAACAAAUUCUACAAUCCAUACAACUCUCGAUACAACAGAAGGAUGAAGAUAUGGUCUGGGCAGAUAGUUGCUGCUUGCAACUGGUAACGAAACAAGGACAAAUGUACACGUUCCAAACUGAAAAUCCUCUAGUGAAGAAAGAUUGGAUAACGGAGCUUCGAUUAGCGCAGCUAGCUUUAGAUCCAAACAAUUCGCCAUCUUGGGAAGUACCUGAACAAGAACAAAGACCAUCCACGAAAAUGCCACUGUUCGUUAGCUCGCAACAAGUGUAUCAUUCGCAACAUCAGACAGAAGUGCGUUGCGGCUGUUACUACACAACACAAAAUCCACGUCCUACAAGGCGCUGUGGCAGGAGUCAAAGUUACUUGUGGAUAUGUACAGGGGACGGUAUAUCCAGUCAUGUGACAGUGUUCGGUCAGUCGACAACAGCCUCUGCGACUUCCUUGAAACAAGCAACAGCCUUCGACCUGGUUGAAACCAGAGUUGCCGCCAUAGAAUUUGUGAAGGGUGUUUCCUCCGAUCCACUAUCGUUGGCGAGCGAUCUCGUGUGGAUGGGCACAGAUUCUCGCAAGAUCAUUAUCUACGCCGCCUCAGAACCUGAGAAACAAGAAGAACUGGGCAAUUAUUCCGUGUCGGGUCCGGUGAUACAAAUCAAGUAUCAUUGUGACAACGUUUUCGUCGCCCUAGGAACUGGUUCGCUUCUACUCUUCAAAAGACAAAUGGAUUGUACUUGGAACCUUCGAGAUCCGUUCGUAAUACCCUUAGGCUGCGAACCAGUAUCCUGUUUGAUGCCGAUCAACGCGUCUGUCUAUGCUGCUUGCGGCAAGAAGGUUUGGGUACUUAACGCAGUGAGUGGUGACAUCAUUAAGAGCUUUAGCGCGCAGCACGAACACGUUGGCAGUGUGAAACUGAUGGCUCAUUCUGGAGUUGGUCUCUGGGUUGCUCUAAAAAAUUCCAGUACAGUUUGUCUAUAUCACACUGAAACAUUCAAACAUCUACAGGAUAUCAAUAUAGCAUCCAAUGUGCUGAGAGUGACCAGGACGAAUAACGCCUCGAAUUCUUGCGGCGACAACUUGAACAACAAUCACUCUACCGUUACGGUAACAGCACUUUUAGCGUGCAAGGGCCUUCUAUGGGUUGGCACUAACGUGGGCAUCAGUUUAACGAUUCCUCUGCCACGAUUAGAAGGAGUACCUAUCAUAAGCGGUCGCGUGAACAUCUCGUAUCACGCGCAUUUCGGUCCUAUCACUUUUCUGCUCGCCAUUCAGAACCAAAAGAACACGAUAAACUGCACGACCGACGAAAUUGCAGAUGAGGAAAACGUGCAGCUUAGGUCGAAGGAGUCGGAGAACAAUAGAAACAGAGAUAGAGCUAGUUUGGAUUCCUCUAUGUCAAACAGUAUCGUGAAAUUAAAGCAACAAUUGGCGGGCAGUCCGGUGAUGCUGAGACGAAAACGUAGCAAGGAGUACGAGUACAGAGGCUCGAAGACGCUUCCAAGAGGACUCGGCUCUGGUGGUGGAUUUUUGUCGAGCUCGAUGUCCGGAUCGCAGAGCUCCGGAGAGAAUUGCGACGUUUAUGGACUGUAUGGGGAGCUGAUGUACGUGAAGGAUUACGAGAACGAGAACAGCUCUGGUAUCGAUCUGAUUUAUGAACCAUUAAGAAGAAGCGAUCCAGAACUGGCAGCCAUACCAAAUAAAGUUAGUACUUUAGAUCGUAGACUGAAGAUGAAAAUCACCAGGCCCAGGUCGUUGGAUCUAUCGAAUUGGUCGGUUGACUCUCACGCCAGUUCUCUGUACACGUCUUCCGGAUCUGAGGAAAAUCUCUCGCUAAAAACUGGCAAAUUGUCUCGAAAUAGUAGUACAGCUAGUCGAAAUGGUCCCUACGAGACAGCCAAUCCGAACAGUAGUAUAGGGCAGUCGGUACCAGAAACGAUACCUCCGCCUAAUAAUUUGAAGUCAAGCGGUAAAAAGAUAAACAAGACGUUGCAGCAAGUAGAACAGCCUAAACGAACGGUUCUAACACUGAUGGGUGGCCGAGGUUAUAUCAAUUGGAGACAACUGAAUACGCAAUCGGUCACCGACAAAGGCUCGAAAUCCGGUUACACUUUUAAAGAUCCCAACAGCAACGAUGCCCACAUCGUGCUGUGGGAAAUGAAAUUAUGAUACUCAGUUACGCUAGACCUAUCAUUUACGCCUACUACUACGUCAGUAUGGGUAGGAGCGUUAUAAAAUGCUAUUCAAUGGCCGAUUGCGAGCUCCGUAAUAUCGGCGAAUAGGACCAAAAAAAAAACUAUUAUCGAACUGAUACUGUCGUUUAAGUAAUAAGGAUACACGAUAAGGAUUCGUUAAUUAAUUAGCUCGAUCUUUUUAAGUUAGUCGCGGCGAGUGUGUUGUUCGAUGAAAAUGUUUUCUGAAGCUAUGUUCGAAACGAGGUUCAUUAACGUUCUCGAAUAUCCUUAUCGUCUGCAGUGCAAAGAUCUAGUUUUUUCGUGUAGCUCUCUAAAAGAAAAAAGCAAAAACAGAAUUCUUGUAUUUUAUUACAUACGCUUCCAACCUGUAGCGCGAUAAAGAUCUUAUAUUUUUGUUGUAGGCUGAGUUUGUCGUGUACACUCGUAUAAAUUGAUUUAAUCUUACUCCGAAUAAGUUUUUGUUUUGUGAAAAGGGGC